Molecule: messenger RNA, 3732 nt
Organism: Vanrija pseudolonga
Lineage: Eukaryota; Fungi; Basidiomycota; Tremellomycetes; Trichosporonales; Trichosporonaceae
Gene: CHO2
Product: Phosphatidylethanolamine N-methyltransferase
Exons: 4
Coding region: 58-3561 (1167 amino acids)
Biological process (GO): phosphatidylcholine biosynthetic process
Molecular function (GO): phosphatidylethanolamine N-methyltransferase activity
Source: RefSeq, a predicted model, not a curated record
UUAUACUAUUCCACUCCACUCGAGUCCUACUCUUUCUCAACAAGAGCAAGGACAGCAAUGGCUACCAUACAGCCGCCCUCAACCGGCGGCACAGACGGCGAUACCACACCGGUGCAGCAGCUCAACGACCCCAUCGCCGGGCUCAGGAACCGCAAGCAGCCCAACGCCGCCACCACCCCCACGGCGGCGCACACGACCAAGACUACGUCGUCGUCCGACGACUCUUACAAGGCCGACGACGAGGACAAUGCAGACGAUGCAGACGAUAAGAAGGCAAAGGAUGCGCCAGAGGUGACGUGGGGCAAGACGCCCGACGGUAAAGUGUUCCGCGUGCCCACGACCCACUCAUUCGUCCACACGCUCCUGCACACCUUCACCCGCUCGUCCCUGACGCGCUGGACGACCUUUUCGCUCGUGGCCCAGCCCGCCCUCUUCUUCCUGCUUGCCGGCUACCCGACGCUCAGGUCGGCCCUGUUCCUCGUCUACUUUGCCUUCUGGCGCGCGGCUUACGAUUUCGGCUUUGCAUGGGUCCUCCGCAAGCAGAGCGAGCAGAAGUGGGUCGUCCGCUCCCUCAAGCAGUGGGGCUGGCUCGACACCAACUCCACCUCGGGCGGCGCAGAGGGCCGCGAGUGGGCUAAAUGGUGGAAGCGCGAGCUCGAGAUGAAGGUCGGUGAGGGGUACACCUGGGAGUCGGUCCCGCAAGAGUACAACUCGUGGCUCAUUUUCCGCCAGCUCGUCGAUAUCGUCCUCCUCAAUGACUUUGUCUCGUACUCGCUCUUUGCGUGGGCCAACCUCAACUUCCCGGCUAACCAGGGCGUCUUUACCCACAUCCUUCGCUGGGUGUUUGGCUGGGCCCUCAUCGCCUUCAACCUCUGGGUCAAGAUGGACGCCCACCGCGUCGUCAAGGACUACGCUUGGUACUGGGGAGACGCCUUCUGGCUCAUGGUCAUGCAGCACGACCUCGUCUUCGACGGCGUCUACGAGAUUGCCCCUCACCCGAUGUACUCGGUCGGCUACGCCGGAUACUACGGCCUCUCGAUCGUCGUCGGCUCGUACACUGUCCUGUUCGUCUCGCUCGCUGCCCACGCCGCCCAGUUUGCCUUCCUUCUCUGGUUUGAGAACCCUCACAUCGAGCGUACCUAUGGUGGCGAGAAGAAGCCCCUCGCCGCUCGUAUCCCGCUCGAGGUCGAGGUGACUGCCAUCACCGCCGAGACAGCCGAUGCGCUCGCCCCUGAGAUCGCCACGCCCGCGGCUACCGACGGCGAGACGGAGAACGAGGCCGAGCUUCCCGAGCUGCCUGAGCAGGAGGAGGAACGUCUCAUCCACGCCCAUGUCGAGGACAGCUUCAGCGUGUCGACUGUCCCGACCGGCUCAUCCAACCUCCGUCGCGCGCGCGGCAAGAGCAUGUCGGUCCACGACCUCACGCAGUACUUCUUCCGCAAGCCGACGGUGAUCUUUGACCGCCUCGACAUCUUCCGUGCCUCGGACUUUGCGAUCGUCGUGCUCGUCGCCUACGCCGUCUGCUCGCUUGUCCCGGCUCUCCCCGCUGGCUUCGGCCUUGCUGCCCACUUCCUCCACGCCCUCGCCUGGCGCGCCUUCCACUCGUACGGCCUCGGCCUUCUGCUCCGCGCGCAGUCCAAGACCCGCUGGCUCGUCCGUCACUACCUCAACAACUACCCCUACCCCGUUGAGGGCAACUUUGACGCCGACGAGGACACUGGCGCCGACAAGGCCGUCGUCAAGCGUGCCACCGAGGAGGCGUUCCAGAACUGGCAGCUCGGCUACAACAUCUCGCUCGUCAUGACCUACGUCUCGUUCAUCGGUCUCGCUUGGAAGACGUACCACCUGCCCAGCGACUGGACUGUCAGCGGCACCAUCCUCCGCCACGUCCUUGGUGCUGUCCUCAUCGCUCUUCACGUUUGGUCGGCUGCCUCCAUCCGCGAGGUCCUCGGCGACUUUGGCUGGUUCUACUCCGACUUCUUCCUCUUUGACCAGGUUCCGUCGCGCCUCGCCUACACUGGCAUCUACCGCUUCCUCAACAACCCCGAGCGCAGCCUCGGCGGUGCCGCCUUCCUCGGCCUCGCCCUCAUCUCCAACUCGCGCCUCGUGUUUGCCCUCGCUCUCUUCUCGCACCUCAGCCACUGGUGGUUCCUCUCGUUCGUUGAGGGCCCUCACAUGCAGCGCCUCUACGGCGACCGCCUCCGUAAGGACGGUGGUCUUACCAAGACUGUCAAGGUGAUGGCUGGCAAGACCCUUGGCCGUAGCCUUGGCCGCAGGAAGAGCAUCCCCAACAUCAAGCGCUACGUCGACGAAGUCCGCGACUCUAUCGAGAAGGUCGAGGUCAAGGUGACCGAGGUUGUCGAAGACUUCUUCGAGAACGCCCGCCCUCGUCUCGUUGAGCUCGCCAACGACACCAAGAACCUCAUCCAGUCGUCGCGCGAGCGCAUGACCGUCACCCGCGUGGCCAAGGACAUCUCCGAGUACGACACGUCGCGCUACUCGAUCAACCUGGCUUCAUCGUCGUCGGCUUCGUCUGUUCCCCGCUACCAUGUCGGCCAGCCCAUCCGCGUUUCGUGGACCGCACCGUCCAACCACUCGCGCAAGGACUGGAUCGGCAUCUACCGUGUCGGCUCGGUCAAGUCGGAGCUCGUCACCAACAUCUCGUCGAUGGGCAAGUGGGUUCCAAUCUUUGAGGAGGAGUAUGUCGGCUCGGAGCAGACUGUCCUCACCCCCGGCGAGGAGAUCUCCACGGGAGAUGCUGGCACCGUCACGUUCCGCGGCAACCGCCUCCCCUGGGCUCCGGGACAGUACGAGCUGCGUUACCACCACGGCGGCAAGCACAAUGUCAUGUCGAUGAUCUCGCCGAUCGAGAUCUUUGUGACCAAGCCGUCAGAGCAGCACUCGUACCGUGCCGUCCGCGACACUGUGCUCAACAUUGUCGUGCUCGCGCUCAAUGCUAACCCGUCGCUUGUUCCCCGUUCGGCGAAGCAGCUCGCGCUCAACCCGAACCACAAGCAGACCAACAAGCGCGCCAGCCGUGCUCUCUCGGGGAGCUCGUCACGCGCUUCGGGCCUCGGUCUUCUGACCGAGUCCCACCCCUCGGCUGCGGCCUCCAUCCGCGAGGCCUCGGCCCCCGUGUCCGUCGCCACGUCUGCGUCGGGCACCGCGGCGUCCACGCGCCCCGCGACCCCGCUCUCGGCGUCGGCCUCAGAUGAGCCCAUGUCGCCGAAGCGCCCCUUCCUCUGCUCGUCAGCCGCUAUGACCGAGCUGGCUGAAGCGCUCGAACACGACGCGGUGCCACCCGGCUCACCGCCGCAGAACCAAGACCCGCUCUUGGACGAUACGCUGCAGGAUCCGGACGAUUUCGUCGUCAUGGACGAAGAGCAAGCCAAGCGCAUCACCAAGCUCGUCGAGUGGGCGUUUGAUGUCGAGCUCAACCCGGAUGUGGUUAUAGCGGACGCAAACGUCGGCGCGUUGGCGAGGCGCGUGUUAGGCGCGAGAAACCUCAUCGAUGGGAGCGCGGCGUCGUCGACGUCGAAUCUCGUCGGCGAGGGGUCGUAGUGGGCGUUUGUUCCGCGCGGCAGCCCUCGCCGCCAUCAUAUCUUCUCCAGUAACACGUAGCGACGCUGUCGCGUGACACUGCAAUUUGCGGAUGCCUUGUGGAGUGGCGGGUGAUUUAGACAUCUAGGCGUAUCCAUAUUCAUGCUGGUUUUAUGCAUGCGUUGCGUCCUG